Molecule: messenger RNA, 462 nt
Organism: Lactuca virosa
Lineage: Eukaryota; Viridiplantae; Streptophyta; Magnoliopsida; Asterales; Asteraceae
Source: the annotation of a GenBank genome assembly
GAUGUUUUGGGCGGGUCUGGGCAUCCCAAUCAAAAUCUUUCAAAAGGCAGUUAUGGUAUCAGAGGGGAGGUAGAUCAUAGAUGAGAUGCCGAUCAAAGAAAGAUUAUUAGAUAUCGAAGAACACAGUUCAUGUUACGAUUGGUGACCUAAGACUCAAUUGAGUCGCUGUACCUCACCAUGAAAUGGUUCCCCGAUCACGAGAAACACGCUAGAAAAAACUAUUCCCUUCAGAAGUUGAUACUUGGGACCGAAACCUCCGAGAAUGAACCUAAUUACCUUACGCUGGCUCAAGUUCACUUCAGUAUCCUCUUCAAGAUGCCAAUACUGAUGCUUUUCAUCAUGGAGCUGACCCCUCCGGGGGUUUGGGUGCUCCAACGUCAAGGGUUUGCUCAAAGGGGAAUCAAUCCUUCAAUUCUUGAUUUUGGAGAUAAGAUUGCUACAAAUUCAAGCAAACCCUUUUGA